Molecule: messenger RNA, 2972 nt
Organism: Notolabrus celidotus (New Zealand spotty)
Lineage: Eukaryota; Metazoa; Chordata; Actinopteri; Labriformes; Labridae
Product: mucin-5AC-like
Exons: 7
Coding region: 125-2893 (922 amino acids)
Source: RefSeq, a predicted model, not a curated record
GUUCAGGUGCUUGAUCUCAUUAAGCAGACAUAAUGGCUCAGUUGUGCGGUGCUUCCAGUUUCUCACUCGGCGUCUUUGGCCUCGUUUGGCGGCAGAGAGGAGCUGAGCGGACCGGGAUUAUUUAAUGGCUUCUGCCCUGGUAGCUUGGGUUUGGAUCUGUUUAACACUAGCCCGGCUCAUCUACGCAGGAGGCCACCGGUACGCUCACGGACAUUUGACCGGCCAGGACGAGCUCGAUGACGGCUCCAAGCAGCAGCCAGAGGCCGCUCUGGAAGACUCGAUGGACCGAAGUUACUCAGCGCCUGUUUGGAAGUUCCUCCAAGGAGAUGGAGGAAGUCCAUCAGAUUUUAAGAAGCCACUUUACCACUGCAGCAAUGCAGCACUCUUUCUGCACUUCUCUCUCUUCCGAUACACAAACCUAUUUCUAGAAGAUGGGACUCCGUUGUUAUCUCUGCCUGAAAGGUGUCACAGUUCCAUUCAUAUUUAUAGGGGGUGGUUGCUGGCAAAGCUUCCUUAUGCUGGCUGUAGCAUAGCAAUGCAGACUGGAAAUGGAAAUGAUUCCCGCCUGUUGAAAAUUCAUUACUUCGACCGGCUCCUUAAGAAGAACAUGACUGGCGUAGCCUUCUGCCGGAAUCCUGAUAUAUCCCCACAAGUAUCUCCUCUGGUGACCUGUGGGGAAAGGCAUGUCACUGUGAAGCUUCCUCGAGAGACAAAACUGAGAAAGGUCAGAGAGACUGAUUUUUCCACAAAUGAAGAAUACUUAGUGAGACAGCAGAUGACUGCCAAUGCAUUCUAUGUGGAAAUAUCAAGGCAACCAUACAAGGAUUCCGACUUUGAACUGGUCUAUGUAGACUCCACUGGGACACUGUGUGCCGUGCAGGCUUCUUGUCCCCCCAUUUCACCAAAUCAAGUGGCAAGGCAUCAUGUCAAGAGAUCUCUGCAGGAGCCUGAUGCAUUUGACCUGUGGGGCUUUGAAGAGAUUCCUGUUGAACCGUUUGACCCAGAGGCAAUACUGACAACAGCGCAGGUGACAACAGCGCAGGUGACAACCAGCUUAGCAACUGACACAGACACAGACACAGUCACAGUCACAGAUGGUGAAACUGAGUAUGAUGCUGGCUUCUAUGAAUUAUGGGGAGUAGAUGAAAUUCCUGAGGGGCCAUACGUUGGAAUAGAUGUAGAACUUCCAGGGGCUACUGCUUCCACAACAACUGGAAACUCCAUUGUUUCUCCUGCCACAAUUAUCACCUCUACUUUAGCCACAACCACUACAGCUGUCACAACCGCACCUGCAUCUGUUGCAGUGAUUACCACAAUCAGUACUGUUGACCCUGCUACAACGACGACAACCACAACUAGCCCGCCUGCUGCAACUACCACCACAACCACUGCUGCGCCUCUGACUACGACGACAGCCACCAUUGCAGCCACCACCACCAUUGCAGCUGGUACAACAACAACCACUGCUGCGCCUGCUGCUACAACAACCACCACUCCUGCACCUGCUGCUACAACAACCACUGCUGCACCUGCUGCUACAACAACAACCACUGCUGCGCCUGCUGCUACAACAACCACCACUCCUGCACCUGCUGCUACAACAACAACCACUGCCAGGCCUGCCACAACAACCACCACCACCACAGCUGCACCUGCUGCUACAACAACCACCACUGCUAGGCCUGCCACAACAACCACCACCACAGCUGCACCUGCUGCUACAACAACAACCACUGCUAGGCCUGCCAUAACAACAACCACCACAGCUGCACCUGCUGCUACAACAACCACCACUCCUGCACCUGCUGCUACAACAACCACUGCUGCACCUGCUGCUACAACAACAACUACUGCUGCGCCUGCUGCUACAACAACCACCACUCCUGCACCUGCUGCUACAACAACAACCACUGCCAGGCCUUCCACAACAACCACCACCACAGCUGCACCUGCUGCUACAACAACCACCACUGCUAGGCCUGCCACAACAACCACCACCACCACAGCUGCAUCUGCUGCUACAACAACAACCACUGCUAGGCCUGCCAUAACCACAACCACCACAGCUGCACCUGCUGCUACAACAACAACCACUUCUAGGCCUGCCAUAACAACAACCACCACAGCUGCACCUGCUGCUACAACAACAACCACCACUGCUAGGCCUGCCACAACAACAAAAACAACUGUUAGGCCUGCUACAACAACAAAAACAACCACUGCUAGGCCUGCCACAACAACAAAAACAACUGUUAGGCCUGCUACAACAACAAAAACAACCACUGCUAGGCCUGCCACAACAACAACCAGUCCCCCUCAGUCAACCACCAAUCCUCCUCCAUCAACAACCAGUCCCCCGCUGUCAUCAACUCGUCCCCCUCCGUCAACAACCAGUCCCACUCAGUCAACCACCAAUCCUCCUCCAUCAACAACCAGUCCCCCGCUGUCAUCAACUCGUCCCCCUCCGUCAACAACCAGUCCCCCUCAGUCAACAACCAGUCCCCCUCCGUCAACAACCAAUCCUCCUCCAUCAACAACCAGUCCCCCACUGUCAUCAACUCGUCCCCCUCCGUCAUCAACCCGUCCCCCUCCGUCAACAACCAGUCCCCCUCCGUCAACAACCAAUCCUCCUCCAUCAACAACCAGUCCCCCGCUGUCAUCAACCAGUCCCCCUCCGUCAUCAACCAGUCCCCCUCCGUCAUCAACCAGUCUAUCAACCAGUCCCCCUCCGUCAUCAACCAGUCCCCCUCUGUCAACCACCAAUCCUCCUCCAUCAACCACCAGCGCUCAGCCGUCGACCACCAGCGCUGCACCUUCAACCACAAGUGCUGUUCCUACAACUACAUCUAAUGCUGGCUCGACCACUACCAGCAGUAUCUCUACCACAACAUAGAAGUGAUUUUAUAAAACUGAAAACUGAGUGUGCACUUAAACAUAAUAAAAUAAAUCAAUAAUAAAUAUUAAGAAAUGUA